Messenger RNA from Helobdella robusta, 768 nucleotides. RefSeq lists its product as hypothetical. Gene Ontology annotation, biological process: glutathione biosynthetic process. The transcript is spliced from 10 exons. NCBI's taxonomy places the organism in Eukaryota, Metazoa, Annelida, Clitellata, Rhynchobdellida, Glossiphoniidae. The coding region runs from base 1 to 768 and encodes 255 amino acids. The record is from RefSeq and is a predicted model, not a curated record. Gene Ontology annotation, cellular component: cytosol. Gene Ontology annotation, molecular function: ATP binding; glutathione binding; glutathione synthase activity.
AUGAAUAGUGCUUGUGAUAAUGUCGACAAUAAGGCAGUGAUUCUUUUCCUGGUCUUCGAGGUCGAGCGCAACAUAUACGACCAGCGUAAACUUGAGGUCCUCAUCUCGAAGACGCGCCCCGAGGUCAAGGUCAUUCGAAGGGACAACUUAGAAGUAGCCGUGGUGUACCAGCGUUCCUGCUACAAACCUCAAGAUUUUUCCGGUGGAGCCUCACUCUGGAAAUCACAGGCCAUCAUGUGUCCAAGUGCUGGCUAUCAUUUGGCUGGUACUAAAAAAGUUCAACAGGUUCUUUCGAAGCCGGGAAUGUUGGAAAGGUUCGUGAAGGACACCAAGAUGAGGGAAAGAAUAAGAAGCACCUUUGCAAGUCAAUACGAACUGGACAGGAAUCCAGCAGGAGACAAAGCCCUGCAAAUGGCCAUUGAGAACCCGAACAGUUUCGUUGUCAAGCCACAGAGAGAAGGAGGAGGCAACAACACAUACGGCCAGGAUAUAGUUGACCUUUUGACCUCCAUCAAGGACUCAGACGAGCGUCUGUCCUUCAUCUUGAUGGAGCGAAUCAGCCCCAUGGAUGUGCUGAAGCAGCAGAAAGUUAAGCUGACGGAGAUGGUGUCUGAGUUGGGUGUCUACGGAGUACUCGUUGGAUCAAAGUCCAAGAUAAUAAUGAACGAACAGUGCGGGUACUUGCUGAGAACGAAAAAUGCCGACACCAAUGAGGGUGGGGUUGCCACGGGCUAUUCUGUACUAGACUCCCCGUAUCUACUUGACUGA